Peronospora matthiolae is the source of this 1539-nucleotide messenger RNA. Lineage: Eukaryota; Oomycota; Peronosporomycetes; Peronosporales; Peronosporaceae. The record is from the annotation of a GenBank genome assembly.
AUGAUGACCGAAAGACGGGACAAGCUGUUGACUGUGAAAGUGGACCACUAUGAUGGUCAAGCGAUUUACAGUGACGGUGAAUUGAUCUACGAGCUGGGAGGGUACCUUGGAGGUGGGGCGGCAGGCGUAGUGUAUGAAGCUCUGUCGACACGGACGAAGCAGCAUGUUGCAAUCAAGAUACUGAAUCCUGUUGGCUACAAGCUGUUUCCUACUACGCUGCUGGCACGAUGUCUUGUUGCUGUGAAGGGCAAGCCAGUGGCGAUGCUGCCGGGGUUGGAGGACGCGGUCGAGUUUGAAGGUGAAAGACGAUUUUCGUCGCCGUCGGAUCGACGAGCUUAUGGUGGAAGGACACGCCGUGUGCGGAUGAACGUUGCGAUGUUGAAGCCGAUGCGUGUUGAGAAUGUGUGGUGGUUGAUCCAUCCGACAUCGAAACAGGCGAUUGCGGCUUUCGAAGACCCGUUCACCGGUCAUGUGCGAGAGCUGACACUUCCCCAGUGCAUCGAAGUCUGGGGCGAGCAGAUCAGCCAGUGCAGCGAAAGAAGUGGUGAAAUGCGAGAGAUGGACCCUGCUGAAUUGUACCAGGAAGUAUGUGUGAAGAACCAACUGAUCAAGAUUCCUCGCAUUCCGAAGAAAUUCAUCAAGUUCGCACACACUCGACGGUCUAUCCACCGUGAGAUAUCCAACAUGUCGGGACUAGAGCGUCAUGAAAACGUGUUGUGUCUGGACGAAGCACUGGAGCUCGUGCAAGACACUAAAUGCACAACGUUUUUGGUGCUCGAACUAGCUGGAGGCGGUGAGUUGUUUGACCGCAUCAAGCUUGAUUGCGGUACAGAUGAAGAAAGUGCGCGUGUGUACUUUCGUCAGCUCAUUUCGGGAGUGGCGUUUUGCCACCACUCAGGCAUUUGUCACCGCGAUUUGAAGCCCGAGAAUUUACUGCUUGCUGAUAAUGAGGAACUUUCGACGCUAAAGAUUGCGGAUUUUGGACUGUCGGCGAUCUUUGCGUAUACAGAUAAGGAUGCGAACGAGAGCGCGCUGCAACCUGAUGUGGAACAACCAUCUAUUCGUCGCUUACGCUCGGUCGUGGGGUCCCCGCACUAUGUAGCCCCCGAAGUUCUCAUGGACACUGGCCGGGGAUACGACGGUGCAAAGGCUGAUGCGUGGUCAAUUGGUAUCAUCUUGUAUGCAAUGGUCGCGGGAAGUAUGCCAUUCGGAAAGGACUUGCUCAAAUGUGGUCGCUACGACCGUUUUCGAAAGUGGUCGUACAGCACCAAGUGUAGUGAUGAAGACCCGAUGGACGAGGUCGACUUCCCGACAUGGUUCUUUCCAGCACGUUUCUCGUUGGAAUUGAAAUCUCUGUUAGCGCAGUUGUUAUACCCGGACGCCUGUAUGCGAUUAUCAGUGGAGGAAUCCCAGCAUCACGCAUGGGUCCGUAAUGCAAUGCCAAGGAAGUCGAAUUUGUCAAACAUGGAAGAUGACCAGCUCUUGAGCAUCGCACACCUUUCAGUACACCCGAAGUACCACCUUCAUCACCCCAUUUAA